CAGCACCGAACACUGACGAAAUUUCCUCGGCCCUGCUCCAUGGCUCCCUGCCCGUUUCUGAGAAAUCAACAAGAGACGAAGGCAGGCAGCAAGCUAGUAUCUGUAAGCUCUGAGCAAAACGGUGCUGGUCACGGCAGCUCUCUCCAGUCAGGAGGGGGACGCAACUGGUUAUUUUCUUUCGCAGUAUUUCCCCUGCCAACACUCAGCAGGACACGACGUUUAGUCGGUGGACGGAGAUACAAGCGGAUAUUAUCGGGAUGGAUGGACCGAGUGAGCAGCUUUUCACCGUGGGACUGGCGGUAAUUUAGACGUCCUGAGCAGCAGGUGUACUGAAGGAUAAAACAGACUACAGGCAAUCUCAGUGUUCAUGAAACUUUGCUACGAUUUACGUGCUGGGGUUGCCGUCCGCCAUGUUAAGGUAAAGCCCAGGUGCGCGGUGUUGACCAUGCUAAAGCGCCUGGACAAGAUCCGCUUCAGAGGCCCCAGGACGAGAGAAGACUUCCCGGAUCUGGCCGAGUCGCCGCCCGCCUCCGACAACGAAUGUAGCGACGAAGUGCAGCUGAAGCCCAGACCAUCUCUGCGAGAGACGGAGGAGAUCCUGCGAGACCCUGCUGGUUCGGGGUCUCCCACCAUGGCUGCGGCCAUCCAGGACUUCCAGAGGUCGGAGUCAGACCGACUCAACGAAGUCAAAGGUCACCUGGAAAUUGCCUUACUCGAGAAACAUUUCCUACAGGAGGAGCUGAGGAAGCUGCGGGAAGAGACCAAUGUGGACUCUCUGCGGCAGGAGCUGGACAGAGAGCGGAGCAAGAGGAUAGACCUGGAGCAGAAGAUGAACGAGGUGCUGAAGACCAGGCUGGAAGACUCUCCACCACAGCCUCCCCGGAAACAGCAGUCGCCCUCCAACAAUGGAACAGACAAACAGCAGAAAGAGGUGUGGAGUUCGCGGCUGCAGAAGUGGGUGUACGAGCGCUUCGGGGUCUACAUCGAGGACUUCCGCUUCCAGCCGGAAGAGAGCACGGUGGAGGCUGAGGAACCACUAAGUGCUAAAAGGUUAACAGAAAAUAUGAGGCGACUCAAGCGAGGAGCCAGACCUGUCACCAACUUCUUGAGGAACCUCUCCGCCUUAUCCAAUUGGCACUCCGUCUACACCUCAGCUAUUGCCUUCAUAAUCUACAUGAAUGCUGCUUGGCAUGGCUGGGCCAUUCCCAUGUUACUCUUCCUGGCUAUCCUGCGCUUGUCCUUAAAUUACCUCAUUGCCAGAGGUUGGAGGAUCCAGUGGAGCAUUGUGCCUGAGGUCUCUGAACCCACGGAGCCUCCGAAGGAAGACUUGACUGUAUCGGAGAAGUUCCAGCUAGUACUUGAUGUCGCACAAAAAGCACAGAACCUGUUUGGGAAAAUGUCAGAUGUUUUGGAGAAGAUAAAAAACCUGUUCAUGUGGGUGCAGCCGGAGAGCACCCGGAAACUUUACAUCUGCCUGUGGGUGGCUUUCAUCACCUCCUGCGUCCUUCCAUACAAACUAAUGGGCUUCAUGAUGGGCCUGUAUGCCGGCAUCAAGUUCUUCAUCAUAGACUUCCUGUUUAAGAGCUGUCCGAAGCUGCGGGACAAGUACGACACGCCGUUCAUCGUGUGGAACAGCCUUCCCACAGACCCUCAGCUCAAAGAGAGGACCAACGCCACGGUGUCCCGGCGGAUUCAGCCGGUGGUUUCUCGCAGCAGCCUCGCCACGGUCCCGUGCGGGCUGAGCAGAGAGGAGGACACGGGGAGCGCCCGCAGCACCAAGAAGGGAGCCUUCCACGAGAUCUUCAGCCUGCUGGAGUCAGAGCGCCCCCUGGCGGUGUGUGAGAACGGCUGGAGGUGCUGCCUGAUAAACAGAGACAGGAAGAUGCCCACAGACUACAUCAGGAAUGGAGUGCUCUACGUCACCGAGAAUUACCUGUGCUUUGAGAGCUCCAGCUCCAGAUCCAGCUCCUCUAAGAAGAAUAAGGUUAUCAAGCUGGUGGACAUCACUGACAUACAAAAGUACAAAGUGCUGUCCGUCCUACCAGGAAGUGGGAUGGGCAUCUCCAUAGCUACUCCUUCCACUCAGAAGCCAUUGGUGUUUGGUGCCAUGAUCCACAGAGACGAGGCUUUCGAGGCCAUAUUCACCCAGUACAUGAAGAUCAUGACCACCACCAAACCUCCGGCCACCGCCGAGCUCUAGACAGCCCGUAUCCCAGCAACAGACCUCCAUACUGGGGCUAAAGUGGAGCGGAGAGCCUCCUGAGAUUCAACUGGACUAGAACACACUUCUUGAAAAACAAACCCACCACACUCCUCCUCCCUUGGUGGAUUUCCUGCUUGGAGGGGACAUGCGAGUGUGUGUGUAGCUGGGAUGAAGUUACAUCACACACUUUGUUGAUUGUGUUGGAUUAAAAAAAAUCCAAGUUCUGAAGAGGAGCGAGGAUCGGUGUGGCUUGUGGGGGGGGGAGCUGGUUCUCCUCUCCCACCUCACUGACUGGCUGACUGGAUUCCUGACAUACUUGUUUCCGUGUUUGCAUGUGUGAGUGUGUGCGGGCAGAAAUGAUGUUCUUAAAUAGCGUCAAGUGGCUCUGUUUUUUCUCCUAAAUCAAGGAGUGACUUCUACUGUGGUAGGAAGAUUUCAAGUAGUGCUCAACUUGGCCGUCAAACAAAUAUCCUAAAGCAAAUAGAAGACAAACAAGAGGUUGUUUUAACUGCCAGACAUCUGUAGGAACAAAUAUGAACAUGUUCGCUUUAUAAAUCAGCGCAUAAACAACUACUGAUGUUGAAAUAUUUAGAUAGCUGGCUGAUCGGUGCCUAGUGGCUUAGCCCGACUAAAUUAUAUGAGUGUGAGGUGUUUUAAAAAAAUGUGUAUUAGCUGUGAAGUUGUCAUUCUGACUGACACAGAGCCUUUCUGUUAGUUUACAUUGCUGCUGCUGUCUAAUUAUUUUUCCUUUUUUUCUAGACACAUUUCAGCAGCGACGCUAUGUUUUAGUCUUCUCUGUUGAAGUAACAGACAAUGUACGCAGCAUCCGCUUCGGUGUUCGUAAGUGUGCGUACGUGAAACGUGUCGUGACAUUUUUUAUUCUUUUAAAAAUGCCUUUCUUUUGAAGAAAAUGUCUCUUUGUAACAAACAGCCUUUGGGACUGCUGAUCCUGGAGCUGCUGAUUGCGUCCAAGACGAGAGCACAACCACUGUUAGACGUUUGAAACACUGACUGCCAUUUAAAACUAGAUCUAAGCUAAUCCGCUUCUCUUUUCAAGGCACAAUCUGUACAUAUAUAGAGAGAUUUUCGUUUUUCUUCUAUUGAUGGUAUUCUCCCUGCACUUUACUAGAACUUUAACUGGAUAUAUGUUGCAGACUCGACUUUAAAUGCUCAUAAAUUCAGCUGGAAUCCAUGGUCAGUGUUGGCGAAUAGUCUCAAACUGCCACUUGUGUUAUGUAUUUCUCUAUUUGUUUGUCAACUUGAGCCAGUAGCUCUCACAUCCUGCUAGUCUCAGUGCAGAGUAAAGGAGCACUGUAUUAGUACACAGAUAGCCAGGAAACCUUCAAACUGACCAUAAAAGAACAAGGUACUUGAAUGAAAUGAAACCACUGGUUUAUGUUCCGCUUAGUCCUCUAAAACAUUGAGUUAUUUUAGCCUUUGAAUUAUAAAUCAAACCUUAGAUAUCCAUAUGAAUCUUUCCGAUUUCACUUGCAUAAAUACACAGGUGGUCAAGCUGCUUGAGGUCACAUAAGAAGUAACAAAUACUUGUGGAUUUAUUUGUGUAAAUCCAUUUAAAAAAUCUAAAUCUUUUUGCUUUUUUCCCACUUAUAUGUUAUGCCACAUGUGUAGGGUGCUCUUCCACUUGUUCCAGAUCAUUUCAAUGUAAGCUUUUUUAAAAUAUGGAUAAAGGUCGAACAGAAAGUCUCAACGUCACUUUAUUUUAAAGACGCCGUUCGCGAGAAUAAAGCCGGUCUUUACUCUCGCGGAAUGGUUUUGAUGUGUAGAAAUACGAUGCCAAAUUACAUCAGACACGUCUCUGUGUUUUUGGAGAGGGAUGGAGAUAUGAUACGGGACUGCAGGUCGUGAUUUCUCGUCGGAUUUUAGAGACAGAGUAGCUAUUCCACUGUACGCCCAGCAGCACAAGCUUUAGUUUCUUAUAUGUAAAUCUUUCAAAAAACACUGUUAAAAAGGGAGACCUUGACUUUUAUAUUUUUGUUUUAUUCCGGUCAUUUUUACCCACUGGAUACUUCUAAAUCACACUCAUGAAAUUAUUAUUUCCCGCACUUAAAAAUGUCAAGGUUUCUCUCAAAGUCUAUACAAGUCCUCUUAUCAUCAUUAGAAGCAAAUUAGCUGGAUAUGAAGUUGCCUUGGAAGCAAUGGACCAGUUCAUAGAACCACUUUAUUAUUUUUAGUUAAAACUAAUUAAGGAUGGAGUAUUUUCUUUGACAUCCAUCUGUUUGAUUUGGCCUUUUAUGAAGAGGCCGCCUUUCCCAGACAUGGAUUUUUCUAUUUUUGUUGAGGAAUAAAUUGGAUCCAUGAGCAGGGGGAUAUUAGAGCAGGUGAACGCUGUCUCACUGUGUGAUUUGAUGGCUCGUUGUAGUCUAAAGCUUUUACCUGACGCCUUUUGUAAUCUGUUAACUCUGAUAGCAGACCCUAACAAGGCUGCGAUCAGAAAAGCACAGAAUGUAUCACGUUAAAUGUACAAAUAUAUAUUUUUCUUUUGCCAAAUCUUUCAUUUUCUGUCUGCCAUAUUCUGCCUAAGCUCAUGUUUACAGAAUUGUUCUCUUUCUCGUAACCCAGUUUGAAUUCCUUUGACUCCGGAGUUAUGAAGACUGGACUGCUGUUCUUGAAUAAAUGACUCUGCUCUCAUUGGCUCCUCCA
This is a messenger RNA of Trematomus bernacchii (emerald rockcod), 4864 nucleotides long. RefSeq names its product GRAM domain containing 4a (gene gramd4a). Gene Ontology annotation, biological process: apoptotic process; negative regulation of toll-like receptor 9 signaling pathway. The transcript has 19 exons. Bases 368 to 2200 code for a protein of 610 amino acids. NCBI's taxonomy places the organism in Eukaryota, Metazoa, Chordata, Actinopteri, Perciformes, Nototheniidae. The record is from RefSeq and is a predicted model, not a curated record.